AUGUCUGGAUUGGACCCAGCUAUAGCAUCGCUAGAACCAGGCCUCACCAGGUCCCUGAACCGGGGUCAAGUGCAAACUUACAGCAUUGGCAGGUGCCCCAUGCCCCCACAGCACCCUGGCACCCAGGACCAGACCUACCUGGAUGAGCUCAUCAGCAUCCCCAAGGGCAGCAGGCCUGGGUUCAGCUUUGGGAAACUCUGGGCUUUCACUGGUCCCGGCUUCCUCAUGAGCAUCGCCUACCUGGACCCGGGAAACGUGGAGUCGGACCUGCAGUGCGGGGCAGUGGCAGGGUUCAAGCUGAGAGGUGUCUCCUAGGGUCCCCACGCUGCUCUGGGUGGCUUGCCACAACCUGGGGCCAGGGGUCUUCACCUGGGAUGCCGUGCCAGCUUGCCUGGGGCCAGGUCCCUCUGUGGGUUCAGGCACCUCACGGUGCCUUGGCCCCUCCAGGUACCCCGUGUGAUGCUUUGGCUCAUGAUCGAGAUUGCCAUCGUCGGCUCUGACAUGCAGGAGGUGAUCGGGACAGCCAUUGCCUUCAGCCUGCUCUCAGCUGGCCGCAUUCCCCUCUGGGCUGGAGUACUCAUCACCAUUGUGGACACCCUCUUCUUCCUCUUCCUCGAUAAGUAUGGGCUCCGCAAACUGGAGGCUUUCUUCGGCCUUCUCAUCACCAUCAUGGCCCUGACCUUUGGCUAUGAGUACAUGAUGGUGAGGCCAGGUCAGGCGGAGGUACUGAAGGGCAUUUUCCUGCCCUACUGCAUGGGCUGUGGGCGAGAGGAACUACUCCAGGCUGUGGGCAUUGUUGGCGCCAUCAUUAUGCCCCAUAACAUCUUCCUCCACUCGUCCUUGGUCAAGACACGGGAGAUUGACCGGACCAAGAAGGAGGCAGUGCAGGAGGCCAACAUGUAUUUCCUGAUCGAGUCCUGCCUGGCUCUUUUCAUCUCCUUCCUUAUCAACCUCUUUGUCAUGGCUGUCUUCGGUGAGGCUUUCUACCACCAGCAAAAUGAGGACAUACACAACAAGUGUGUCAACAGCAGCAUGAGCCACUACGCCGAUAUCUUCCCCACUAACAAUGAGACGGUGUCUGUGGAUAUCUACCAGGGGGGUGUCAUCCUGGGCUGCUAUUUCGGGGCAGUGGCACUAUACAUCUGGGCCAUUGGGAUCCUGGCAGCUGGACAGAGCUCCACGAUGACUGGGACUUAUGCAGGGCAGUUUGUCAUGGAGGGCUUCCUGCAGCUCCGCUGGUCCCGCUUUGCCCGGGUGCUCUUCACUCGCUCCUUCGCCAUCCUGCCCACUCUCUUUGUGGCUGCUUUCAAGGAUGUCAGCCACCUCACGGGAAUGAAUGACCUGCUUAACGUCCUACAGAGCAUCCUGCUGCCCUUCGCCGUCCUGCCCGUCCUCACCUUCACCAGCCUGAGCCCACUCAUGCAGGAUUUCACCAACAGCCUCCCAGGGAAGGUGCUGAUGACCCUCAUCACAGGACUGGUGUGUGCCAUCAACAUCUACUUCGUGGUGGACUUUCUGCCCACACUGCGGGGCCUGGAGUACUACAUCCCUGUGGCCCUGCUGCUGGCUGCCUACGUGGCCUUUGUCGCCUACCUGAUCUGGACAUGCA
Molecule: messenger RNA, 1609 nt
Organism: Acanthisitta chloris (rifleman)
Lineage: Eukaryota; Metazoa; Chordata; Aves; Passeriformes; Acanthisittidae
Gene: SLC11A1
Product: solute carrier family 11 (proton-coupled divalent metal ion transporter), member 1
Exons: 14
Biological process (GO): metal ion transport
Cellular component (GO): plasma membrane
Molecular function (GO): manganese ion transmembrane transporter activity; cadmium ion transmembrane transporter activity; iron ion transmembrane transporter activity
Source: RefSeq, a predicted model, not a curated record